ACACACGCCUUCAGAGGUAUUCGUGACUCCGGAGCUGUCCCUUUCAGUACCACGGAGGUGUUAAAACCAUUCCAAAGGGGAAGCGGUCAGCCUACGUGUUGCUGCGCAGCAACAGACAGCGCAUGGUGAUGCGAGGGAGUCCCUCCACCGAGGACAGCCGAGGGAAACGUGACACUGUAAAAUGCCUUUCAAUAACAGUGAGCUAUCGCCAUGCCAAUCACAAGAGAAUGGGCUCAAUGAACCGCUCUUAACAUCUGACGAAAACAACACGGUGGAUGCCGGGCGGGAACCCCGUCUUUGAGAGACAAUGCUUGCCAGACAUUGAAGCACCUUACUCGGUUCUCACUGGAUACAUUCUGAGACGCUUCUGUAGCCACAACGUGCAUGCUGGAUUUGCAGCGCCCAUGGAGUUUAAAGUCCAAUUUGGUAGAAAACAAGGAAAUCUUGUAAUUGAUAGUUCUUUUUGACCUGUUACCUACGCCACACGCGCCUGCAUCACCCUUUAGACAUGACUGGCCAGAGUCUCGAGGACCUGAGUGGAACAAACAUUGAGGAAAAUGUCAUACGUAUUAACGUUGGAGGGUUCAAGAAACGUCUCCUGUCCAAUAUGUUGUCUCGGUUCCCAGAGACCAGAUUGGCACGUUUGCUCCGAUGCCAGUCAAAAGAUGCCAUUCUGGAAUUGUGUGAUGACUAUGAUGACGCCGAGAAAGAGUUUUACUUCGACAGAAACCCGGCGCUUUUCCCGUAUGUUUUGAAUUUCUACAACACUGGGCGUUUACAUGUUAUGGCAGAACUCUGUAUUUUUUCAUUUAGUCAAGAAAUCGAAUAUUGGGGUAUCAACGAGUUCUUCAUAGACUCCUGUUGCAGCAACGCAUAUCAUUGCCGUAUAAUGGAACCCAACCGUGACGAAUGGGAUGACAAAAGUGAGGAGGGAAGCACUGCAUCCUCCUUUGAUGAGAUUUUAGAAUUCUACAAUGAUGCCACAAAGUUUGACAAGCAACCACUGGGAAGUGUUAGACGUAGAAUCUGGCUGAUGCUAGACAACCCUGGGUACUCGGUUCCCAGUCGAAUAAUCAGCGUGUUCUCCAUUCUUGUUGUGUUGGGGUCCAUUGUCACCAUGUGCAUGAACAGUAUGGCCGAGUUUGUUGUGUUGGAUAGUGACGGGCAGCCGUUGGAGGAUCCGCGCUUUGAAAUUGUAGAGCUCUUUGGAAUUGGGUGGUUUACGUUUGAGCUGCUCGCCAGGUUCGCCGUGGCUCCAGAUCUUUUACACUUUUUUCAGCACCCUUUGAAUUUAAUUGACCUUGUGUCAAUUUUGCCCUUUUACCUCACACUUGUCAUUAACUUGGUGGCCGAGAGCAGCCCGGCUCUAACCAACCUGGGGCGCGUGGCUCAGGUGCUGAGGCUGAUGAGGAUUUUCCGCAUUCUGAAGCUUGCGCGCCAUUCCACUGGGCUUCGCUCGCUGGGUGCCACUCUCAAGAACAGUUACAAAGAGGUGGGUCUCCUACUGUUGUACCUUGCAGUGGGGGUGUCCUUUUUCUCCGUGAUGGUAUACACAGUUGAGAAAGAGGACAGUGAUGACCUCAACACCAUUCCCGCGUGCUGGUGGUGGGCGACAGUGAGCAUGACGACCGUGGGAUAUGGUGACGUCGUGCCCGUCUCCAUUGCCGGGAAGCUCACCGCAUCGGCGUGCAUCCUUGCUGGCAUUCUGGUCGUCGUGCUUCCGAUCACACUCAUUUUCAACAAAUUUUCUCUUUUCUACAAGAGACAGAAACAGCUAGAGGUCGCAAUGAAGAGCUGCGACUUUGACGAGGGCAUUAAAGAAGCUCCUUCUGUCAACCUAAGAAACUAUUACGCCCACAAGGUGAAAUCCCUGAUGGCAAGCCUGUCAAACAUGAGCCGGAGCUCACCGAGUGAGCAUAGCCUUACCGAGUCCCUCCACUGACUUACCGACUACUCCUGGCUUCGUAGGAGAAAUCGCUCCAAGCAAGUUCAAGCACCUGAAACUGCCUAAAAAUGCUACACGCACACUGAAACACCAUUGCAUGAAGAAGACCUAUAGCUUCCACAGGCUUCGUAAAAAUCAGUGGAUAUCACGAAAGUUACACUGAUGUGCUUUUAACUAUACAACCAGUGUUUUCCGUGUCUGUAAAAUCAAGUGUGCGUCUCAAUGUAUUUCUUAAUUAUAAGGAACCUGUAGCAUGGAUGGCAAGAAUCCUGUGAGUGGUAUCAGGAAAAACAUAGUUACAUGAGCUGUUCUAUAAAUGUGCUUUAAGUGACUUGUCUUAUAUGAAUGUGUUUCGACACAAACUUAAUCUAGACGUCCAAACAGUUUAAAUGUGAUGUUACCGAUUUA
Molecule: messenger RNA, 2353 nt
Organism: Alosa sapidissima (American shad)
Lineage: Eukaryota; Metazoa; Chordata; Actinopteri; Clupeiformes; Clupeidae
Product: potassium voltage-gated channel subfamily S member 2-like
Exons: 2
Coding region: 509-1942 (477 amino acids)
Biological process (GO): potassium ion transmembrane transport; protein homooligomerization; regulation of delayed rectifier potassium channel activity
Cellular component (GO): membrane; voltage-gated potassium channel complex
Molecular function (GO): voltage-gated potassium channel activity; protein binding
Source: RefSeq, a predicted model, not a curated record